UGGUUAAGCAUAACCUCAAUCGAUUUUGGCUAUUGAGCGUACGCAGUUGAAGAAUGGUCAACACGCAAUUGCGAGUGAUGGAAAUUCGAUUCGAAGCAAAUAGCAAAAAUCAAUAAAGAAAAAUCUUAGCAAAAAGGGAAAUAUAUUGAGAGUGCACUUGAAGUGUGUGUGUGCGUAUAUAAUGGAAUGUCUUGUUACUGGUAAAAUAGCACAACGAUUUGUCGGGCUGCUGUUGAAACGCAGCGAUUGCUCAAAAAGCCAAACACUUCGCUUUACCACCACUCUCGGUCGAUGUGAUGAUGAUGAAAGAGACAACAAUAAGCUCACUGCACACGAAGGUCACCACACCACAAACCGAAUUUAUCAGCCGUCUUGUGAGAGACUUGUUUUUUCUACAUCAACAACAACAGUAGUAGUAGCAGCAGCAACAUAUAGACCUGUUUACCCGCAUCUCAUUCACUGGAACAAUCAUUCGACGAAUCAACAACCAAGAUUUGCACGUCACAAUCGUUUCUAUUGCACAGCAAAAACAAUACGCAAGAAAAUGGGCAAGUUAAGUGAUGCAGAACGUAAAGAAUUGUUAGAGCCAUUGCUUGCCAAAGGAUGGACUUUGGUGAAUGGUCGUGAUGCCAUUUACAAAGAAUUCCUAUUCAAAGACUUUAACCAGGCCUUUGGCUUUAUGACUCGCAUUGCAUUGUAUGCGGAUAAGGUUGACCAUCAUCCGGAAUGGUUUAAUGUGUACAACAAGGUGCAAAUAACACUCUCAUCUCACGAUGUGAACGGAUUGAGCAAAAGAGACAUCAAUGAAGCUACUUUUAUUGAAAGUAUUGCCUAAUCGGCCAGAACAUACAACUCGGAAGACAAUAAAAUUCAAAACGGAUUCGGAUUUAGUGAUUUCUUUUUUUUUUCUCUGUUAAUGUUCGAUGGAAUUUGUUGCAUGUUAAAUCGCUGACAAAACAAAAAAAUACAGGAAUCUUAAAUUAAAAUGCAGUCUCCAUGAU
This is a messenger RNA of Sitodiplosis mosellana (orange wheat blossom midge), 1001 nucleotides long. RefSeq names its product putative pterin-4-alpha-carbinolamine dehydratase (gene Pcd). NCBI's taxonomy places the organism in Eukaryota, Metazoa, Arthropoda, Insecta, Diptera, Cecidomyiidae. The transcript is spliced from 3 exons. Gene Ontology annotation, molecular function: 4-alpha-hydroxytetrahydrobiopterin dehydratase activity. Gene Ontology annotation, biological process: tetrahydrobiopterin biosynthetic process. The coding region runs from base 182 to 835 and encodes 217 amino acids. The record is from RefSeq and is a predicted model, not a curated record.